This is a messenger RNA of Exserohilum turcica Et28A, 900 nucleotides long. RefSeq lists its product as uncharacterized. The record is from RefSeq and is a predicted model, not a curated record. Lineage: Eukaryota; Fungi; Ascomycota; Dothideomycetes; Pleosporales; Pleosporaceae. Bases 1 to 900 code for a protein of 299 amino acids. The transcript is spliced from 3 exons.
AUGCAAUACGACCCUGCCAACUUGAGCCACGUCUCAUACUCGCGUACCUCUGCGGACUGGACCAAUCCCAUAUGGCUACGUAAAAUCACGCGAGGCAGAGCAAAUCCACACGUACUCUCACUUCAACUCAUCCACCCUGCCAUAGUAUGGAUCCAUGAUGGAAAGCCCAUGCAGCCUAGCUGCAAUGCGCCAGGCUGUCUCGCAGAACUCGCCAAAGCUACCAAGAUUGACGUUCUGAUCGAUGAUAACUUUCUUCAUCCGGAUUGGAAAGCACUGUUCCUGCGCUUCGUCGCACACACUGCAGAAUUCGACUCGUUCGGAGUUGAAUACAACCGAACACAUACGCAAGCGGACUGGCGCUUCUUCGCCCCGAUUGAGAUCGAGGGGGGGAAAGAAGAUCGUUAUUGCGAUGAUGCUGCACCGCCUCCGUACGCUGAUAACCAAGCCUCAAAGAAGCGGCCUGCACAGGCAAUAAGCCCUAGAUCCCCACUUUCACCAGCCCCAAAACGCAUCUUUGUAGGCCAAGAAAAGAUAUCCUUUGAUCGCGGAUCCACCACCGAACCAAACACACCCACCACUAUCGAUGAGUCUCCCCACCCGAACCCCAGACUCAUCGAUCCACCUGCUCGCUCGCCGACGCCAACGCCAACACCUAGCCCUACACACUUGCAGCACGCACUCGUCCAUUGUAUACGAAAUCUUCCAACUUCUGUACUCGUAAACUUCAUAUCGACAAUGUUGACGGCACCUACAAUCCUCGAAAUGAUCACCUCCUCCAUAGCCCCCGACGUCCUCUCCACCCUCAACGACCAGGUUGAUGACUGCGUGGCCGAGGCCCACGUUAAGCUGCGUGAAGACAUUGAUGAUGUGCGGCUGGACCUGAAUAUGUGGGGGAAUUGA